This is a messenger RNA of Melanotaenia boesemani (Boeseman's rainbowfish), 2494 nucleotides long. Its product is annotated as LIM and senescent cell antigen-like-containing domain protein 1. The transcript has 11 exons. NCBI's taxonomy places the organism in Eukaryota, Metazoa, Chordata, Actinopteri, Atheriniformes, Melanotaeniidae. Gene Ontology annotation, cellular component: focal adhesion; cell-cell junction; cytoplasm. Gene Ontology annotation, biological process: cell-cell adhesion; positive regulation of substrate adhesion-dependent cell spreading; positive regulation of integrin-mediated signaling pathway. Bases 304 to 1527 code for a protein of 407 amino acids. The record is from RefSeq and is a predicted model, not a curated record.
AAAAAAGAGAAAGAGUUGAUGGGAAUGAGAGAAAGAGGGAGUAUGUACGUUAGAGACAGUGUGUCUGAGAGAGAGAGAGAGAGAGAGAGAGAGAGAGAGGGAGGUAGAGAGCUCCCAGCUCGGUCUGAUCAGUUCCCCUUCUUGCCAUGUGGUUUCCAGCUCUCACAGCUUACUGCAUUCCCUUUACUGGAAACCAGCACUGAACCAUCACUAAUAAGUUUUACUGGAAAAUAAGGAGUUCUGAUAAUAUUUACUUAGUGCAAGUUUUAGAUGGACUUUUAGGAUUAACUCGGACCAUUGUAGAUGAAUAUGGAGAUAAACGGACGUGCCUUGCCACCAUCGAUACCUGAGGAUGGCGAAGCCCUGGACCAUGUUGGUCACGGAGAGAUGAAUGGCUACCACCAGAGACAUCAAUAUGUGGAUGGAGGGGAGGCUGAGGUCCCUGUGUCCAAGUCCCAGAGACGGAAGAGUGAUGUAAAAGUCUAUAAGGAGUUUUGUGACUUCUAUGCACGCUUCAACAUGGCCAAUGCACUGGCCAAUGCCAUGUGUGAGCGCUGCAAGAGUGGCUUCGCCCCUGCAGAGAAGAUAGUGAACAGCAAUGGGGAACUUUACCAUGAGCAGUGCUUUGUGUGUGCCCAGUGUUUCCAGCAGUUCCCAGAAGGACUUUUCUACGAGUUUGAAGGCAGGAAGUACUGCGAACAUGAUUUCCAGAUGUUGUUUGCUCCCUGCUGUCAUCAGUGUGGCGAGUUCAUUAUUGGCCGUGUGAUCAAGGCAAUGAACAACAGUUGGCAUCCAGACUGCUUCUGCUGUGAUAUCUGUGAAGCUGUUCUUGCAGAUGUUGGAUUUGUCAAAAACGCUGGACGGCACUUGUGUCGUCCAUGCCAUAACAGAGAGAAAGCUCGUGGCCUCGGAAAGUACAUCUGUCAGAAGUGUCAUGCCAUUAUUGAUGAGCAGCCUCUGCUCUUCAAGAAUGACCCGUACCAUCCUGAUCACUUCAACUGCAACAACUGCGGCAAGGAGCUGACAGCUGAUGCCAGGGAGCUGAAGGGGGAGCUCUACUGUCUACCCUGCCAUGACAAGAUGGGUGUGCCCAUCUGCGGGGCCUGUAGGAGACCCAUUGAGGGCCGUGUGGUCAAUGCUAUGGGCAAGCAGUGGCAUGUGGAGCAUCAUGUGUGCUCUGUGUGUGAGCGCCCAUUUCAGGGCCACCCCUUUUAUGAACGAGGCGGGCAUGCCUAUUGUGAGCGACACUUUGAUAUGCUGUUUGGAGAUGUUUGUUACCACUGCAAUCGUGUUAUUGAAGGAGACGUGGUGUCAGCCCUUAACAAGGCUUGGUGUGUCAACUGUUUCGCCUGCUCUACUUGUAACACCAAGCUCACUCUCAAGGAUAAGUUUGUGGAGGUGGAUCUGAAGCCAGUGUGCAAACACUGCUACGAACGCCUCCCAGAUGACAUGAAACGUCGGCUGGCCAAGCGCGAACGCGACUCAAAAGAAAAGAAGAAGAAAUUAUUGAUACCCAUGUGUCUGUGACCUUCUCUUCUGCCUUUCUCCUCACUUCAGUUAUUCUUCCUUUGAAACAAGUUUGUGGAGUUUGACAUGAAGCCAGUGUGUAAGAAGUGCUACGAGAAGUUCCCCCUGGAGCUAAAGAAGAGACUGAAGAAGCUGUCUGAAACUGUUGCACGGAAGUAGACACACAGUUGAGCAGGUGGAGAUGAGACAGAGAGGUUGUGUUCUCUGACGGCCUUUGAGGGUCAUUACAAUAGAAAUUAAGUGGUUAAUGUUACAAUUAGGUUUAUUAUUUAAUGGAACAAUUUGCUUUUAAACAUUUCAGCCAGAGGAGGAAAAUGCUAAGGCUGGCAUUUGGCUCCAUAGUUGGUCAUUCAGUCCAACAAGUCAAGAUGUUUGGCUUUAAUCUGUUAAGUGCCUUAUUUCUCAAAUCCUGCACUGUAUAUUUUUCCAUAUAUUCACUUAUUUUACUGCUAUAUUAUAUACAAGUAUAAAUACAUGGCAAAGGUCCUAUAUUAAAUGAAAACAUGAGCUUUAAGAAACACAUGGAGAAAAUGUGACAUAAAAGUUUUGUGAUGCCAAAAAUAAAAUCUGUAAUAAUUUACUUUAUUUAAGAAAUGGCUGAAGAAUGCAUUUGCAUUUAAUGUGUAUAUAAUUGUUUCCUGUUUUUUCCUAUAUGCAUUAUUUUAUGCAUAAUGUAUAUGUAUUUUCUUUAACUAUGCAAAAGCUUAGUUCAAUAAAAUUAGAAUAUCUUUGUGCAUCAAUAAUUGAAUGAUGUCAUACUGCAUGCUACAGUAAUAGACUCACUAUCAAUAGAUAAGAUUUCCUUGUUAAACUAUAUGUCAUACGUCUUUUUAUGACUUGUUGCUUUGCUAACUGGUACUUCCACUAACUUUACUGAGUCACCAGGUUUUUUUGUUUUUUUUAAACAUGUGUUUAACCAAAAAAAAUUCACUUAUGCCAUAAAAUAAAUCCAUGUUUUUUAUUUAGA